UUAAUUGAAUACAUGGAAUAUCCGAAGCAAUCGGAUAUGAACAUAAUGUUCAAUGAUACUAUGCAAAUGCCUAAUAUCACGUUCUGUAUGUCACGACAACAAGCAUGGAGCCACUUCCAGCUGAACACUUCUAUCCAGGCUUCCGAAUGGGACGAAAAAGUACAGCAAGAAUUAAAAAAACUGGACACUCGCGAAAAAUUUCUGAAUGAACCAUGGGACUAUCGGUUAGUUGUUGAGGCCUAUGAAGUAAUCGCAACGCUGAAUAGUAUGGAACGCGAAACAACAAAUGAAGGAUCGAUUCAUUCCAUCAAUUUCUUUCGCACGCAUCCUCGACUUCAAGCAAAGCGAACUAUGGUUAAGGGUUAUGAGUCAAUACUAAAGGCCAGUUGCAGCCGUCUGUAUGAUGAAGAUGUAAGAGAUUUUAGAAAUUGGUUUGAGGAGCUAAAACGCCACGAUGUGACGUUCGAAGAAUUCACGCAAAAAGUUGGUUACGAAACAAUCAAGCAUUCAAUGCAGCGUUUCCAACGAACAACUUUCACUGAGAAUCUGACAAUCAGAACGCGCUUUAGGACAUCCUGGAUUUCAACAAUGCAGUUUUGCUUUCAGCCCUGGUUUGAUCCGGAAAAUUACUACGAAAUUGAAGAUCAGGGUAAUUUCUUCACAAUGAUACUAUCACAUAAUGUUGAAAACUUGGAAGGUGUCGAUAUCGACUGUAUGUCGGUUGAUUUUCACGGACGGCCGAGCUCCCUGUCGCGAUUUAUGGAAGGCAAAGGCCGUGCACGGGACGGCUUCAAUGAUGAUCUCUGUGUUGGAAUCCGACACGAAGUGACGGUUGAAGUGCGUGCACGAUAUAUCAUGCUAGAGAACGACGAAAAUGGUACGGCAUGUAGAAACGUUGGAGAAGAAAGUGAAUUUGAUUGCCGAUCAAGAUGCCGCAUGACAAUGAUACGGGAUAUGUGCAAAUGUACGCCGCCAACUUUAAGCUACCUUGUGCGAAACGAAAACGAGUAUUAUGUUUAUCCAAUCUGUGACUAUGAAAAAUGCGAAAUCGAUGAAAACAUUACACGGCCAAUCAAAUUUGUAGACCUGACGAUGAUUAAUCUGAACUGGGGCUCCUUCGAAUAUCUCACACUCACCCAAUACUGGGUAUGGUCAAUGCCAACAUUUAUUGCUGCACUUGGUGGAUCUAUGGGAGCAUGGCUUGGACUUUCGAUUCUCAGUUUGAUACAGGUAGUUUUUUUUUUUCCACAAAUUUCAGCAUUUUAA
This is a messenger RNA of Gongylonema pulchrum, 1266 nucleotides long. The record is from the annotation of a GenBank genome assembly. Lineage: Eukaryota; Metazoa; Nematoda; Chromadorea; Rhabditida; Gongylonematidae.